Molecule: messenger RNA, 1196 nt
Organism: Patiria miniata (bat star)
Lineage: Eukaryota; Metazoa; Echinodermata; Asteroidea; Valvatida; Asterinidae
Product: diamine acetyltransferase 1-like
Exons: 5
Coding region: 83-850 (255 amino acids)
Molecular function (GO): N-acetyltransferase activity
Source: RefSeq, a predicted model, not a curated record
UUUUAUCAUCGGCGCUGCGGCGGAUUCGGAUUUCACCUCGACUCAGUUCUAGAUUUUAUGAUCGAAAUCUCUCCUUCUUGCAAUGGGUUUUCGAUAUGUUGUGCGACAGGCGAAGCCCGCGGACUGUGGCGAUAUCUUGAGACUGAUCAAAGAACUGGCCGAGUAUGAAGGAGAAAAUCCCGACCAAGUUGUCAAAAACACCGAACAAGAUAUGCAGAAUGACAGUUUUGGUGACCAAGCCUUCUUUCACUGUCUCGUUGCCGUGGCAACCGAUGAUGACAUACCCCCUGGUGACUGUGGUGAGGCAGGGAGGGGUACUGUGGUAGCGUAUGCCAUGUACUUCUAUGCUUACAGUGCCUGGGUAGGCCGGCUGAUGUAUUUGGAAGACCUAUAUAUUAAGCCAACUCACAGAGGUUUGAGAAAUGAUAGCUUCGGGGAUCACGCCUUCUUCCACUGUCUUGUCGGUGAGGCAGUUGACGAGGAGGAACCCACAGUUAAAGGAACCACGGUGGCGUAUGCCAUGUAUUUCUGUGCAUACAGCACCUGGAUAGGAAGGUUGCUGUACCUAGAAGAUCUGUUUAUUCAGCCAUCACAUAGAGGGAAAGGUUUAGGAAAAGCAAUGGUUUGCAAGGUUGCACAGAUAGGAGCUGAAAAAGGCUGCAAGGGCAUGCAGUGGAUUGUGCAGGAAUCCAACGCGAGUGCUCGCCAAUUUUAUGACCGGCUGAACGCCGUUGACAUGACGGAGAACGAUGGCUGGCGGGUCAUAGGGUCCAGGGGCGAGAAUUUCACCAACCUCGCCAAUUCCUUACAGAAUCCAGUCUCCAAAAACAACAACAUCACUUUUCUGUGAUGAUGUCAGGAAUGUAAUUGAGUCUAUCACAAGUCCUCAAGUCCUAGUUCAAAUCAAAAGCUAUUCAGAUGAGCUUUGACAAAGGCAUUCUUUUGUUAUUGUUCAUCCACUUUUUCUUGUCACUUGUGAUUUACUUGUGACUGGACUUGUGAUGGACUCGACUACAUCCCGAGUUGAUUUUUCGACAAGAUAGUGUCAAAUUAGUGCUGCAACCCUAGCCCUGCAUGCUACUUGCAUUAUGUUAAAGGUAGGGUAGAUCAUUUGCAGCUACCAAAAAAAGUAACAAACGAAAUUAUUUUUUGAAAGCAUACUUGGUUUAAAGAUGGGGAUGGCAAUAAACUCGCUG